Molecule: messenger RNA, 804 nt
Organism: Fonsecaea multimorphosa CBS 102226
Lineage: Eukaryota; Fungi; Ascomycota; Eurotiomycetes; Chaetothyriales; Herpotrichiellaceae
Exons: 1
Coding region: 1-804 (267 amino acids)
Source: RefSeq, a predicted model, not a curated record
AUGGCUAUCCGAAUUCCCUUGGCCGCUGCCGUGAUAUUCACCGUCAUGCUCCAGGUGACCGCCCUUCCACGCCGCAUAUUACCUUCCGACACAACAGACACCGCUCUGGGAGGCGGGGACCAUCUCCAAAAUACCACCGUCGACCUUCUGCCAUGGGUCUGUCCUAACCCCGACGCGGAGCUCGACCCCAUAGAGUGCCCGGAAGGCACAAAGGGCGGGAUUCCGAAACCAAAGAAUCUGCAGCCAGUCAUGGUAGGAUGCCACAAUCUCCCAUGCCCCAAGGACUGGGUGUAUUACGACGCGGGCAUGCCGAAAUUCGAGCACACUUGCCCCCGACAUGCGGUUGUCGCCAACGCCCACUGGCGGAAAUACUGCCGUCUGCAACCCCCGGCCUACAUUAUGCCAAACCCGUGGUGUUCAACGGGCGACCAACCGUGGGAUAAGGCGAUGGACGGCCCCUCUGUUGAGAGGUGCUGCGGUGAGUGGGUGAGCAUCAACGACCCCUAUUACAAGGAGUAUCCCACCGUGCCGGUGAUCGUCAACGGCACCUACGACGGCUUCGUGGAGAACAAGUUCGAAGACGGAGAGGAGAUGCGGAAGGUCAUCAAGCCCUCGGCGUGGGAGUUCAACAUUGAAAACCCCUUCUGCAAAUCCUGGAUGGCCGAGGAUGAGGCUCAGUUUCAAUACUUCAUGCAGAACCUGGCCUCCUGGGAUGUCGACGACGCGGAUCUGGAGGGCCAUGGUGGUCCCAGGUUCAAUAUGGUCUGGGACUUGGACUCAGCGUGGGGGCACCUGCCGCCCUGA